Messenger RNA from Effrenium voratum, 2673 nucleotides. NCBI's taxonomy places the organism in Eukaryota, Dinophyceae, Suessiales, Symbiodiniaceae. The record is from the annotation of a GenBank genome assembly.
AUGAGCUUCUUGGAUGGCCUCUUCUCGAUGUUCGGCCCCGCAGCCAACGCAGCCUUUCCGUUGCUCUACGAGCUCUUCACAGCCACGAUGACGGUGGAGGUGUUGCCAGACGACGAUGCGGCGACUGUCGCCUCUUCCCUGUUGCGGCUCUGCGGGUCGAGCAAAGGUGCUGCCAUUUCCGUGCUGCGAAUGAUGGAGCUGAACCCGGAGGUCUGCCCUGAGAUGCCGAAGUGGGGCUCCAGUGAACACUCCUGGAGCUUCGGGCUGGCAGGCUUCACAGUGGACACCCAGUCCAGCUCCAAGCUCCUGGAGGCAGCCAGCAGGAAGCUGAACGCCUGCAGGCUGGGCUGCAACCUCACAGGCGCAAAGCCUAAGUACUUGCAGCAGAACUUCCAGCACCUCUGCAUCCCAUCAGUGAAGCAUGCCAGCUAUGCGGCGACAAGGGACGCCCUGGCCAAAGAGUGCAAAAGCUUCAAGCCCGACAUUGUGGUCGCUCACUCGGCUGGUGUGGGGAAGGCAGUGACCCUGGCGACAACCGGCACAUGGUCCGGCCCCUUGCUCUUGCUGGCUGGCGGCAAUGGCUGUGCCCCGGUGUCUGACAUGUCGGGCCGGGCGAUCACGCUGGUGGUGCCCAGCGAGGACAUGGGAGCUCCCCACCAACGCCGGGCGGCGCGGCAAAACUUGGACCAAGCCAUGGUGAAGACUGUGGAGGUUACAGAUCUCCACGACCUGAACACCUCCAUGGUGGACAAAGACAUGCUCCGCGGCAUCAUCGAGGACACCGUGGCACGCCAGCGGGGCGAAGCGGCCUCGGCGACCACGGCGACCUCGGCGCCUUCGGCGACCUCGGCCGCGGACUCGAGCGCGACAGUGGAGACGCCGGUGAAAGAGCAGGUGAAGUGGCUAUUUUCAGAAUGGGACUCCAACGACGAUGGCGUGGUAUCGAAGGGUGAGUUCAAGGACUGCCUGGCAUCGCUGUGUGACCAGAUGUCGGCGCAAGAUGUCGACGCGGUGGUGCAGUUGGUGGACAAGAAUCAGGACGGGAAUGUGGACACCGAGGAGUUCUUGGACUGGGUCUUUUCUGGUGCAGAGCACUCGGAGAAGAUCCUGGCAGAGACGGCCAUGCCCUCGGCACCCGCGGAACCAGCGUCCGAACCGGCGGCGCCGGCGCCGGCGCCUGCCACGGAGGAGCCAGUGCCAGCGCUGGAGCCAACAGCGCCGGAGCCAACAGCGCCGGAGCCAGUGGCGGAGCCGACAAAGCCACCGGCAGAGCCGGAGCCACCGGCAGAGCCGGAAGUUGAGGCAGAAGAGGCUGAUGCUGAGCGGGCUCCUGCUGCAGGCUUCUACGCCUCGCAGCCGGGCCAGCUGUUUACCUGGGGCCGGGGCAGCGAUGGGCAGCUGGGGCAGGACAAGGUGAGGUACCCCUCGGUGAACUGCGCCCUGCCACACCCAGUUCCGGGCAUGCAUCAGGUGGUCCACGUCUCCUGCGGCGGAGGUCAGCAGGGCUGCACGGGGGCAGUGACGGCGCAGGGGGAGCUCUUCACCUUUGGCAACAACUUCAAGGGCCGCCUGGGGCACGGCGACGGGCCGAACCUGGGCACGCCCAAGCGGGUGAUGGCCCUGCAACAUGAGCACGUGCUGAUGUCGGCCUUCAGCGCAGACCAUGGGGCCGCUUUGGUGCGUGGAGGCCGCGUCUUCCUCUGGGGCAGCAACCGGUUCGGUCAGCUGGGCCGGGGCCACACGGACAAGGCCGGCGCCGCCUCGCCCGCGGAGAUCGCGCUGCCGGGUGCAGCGGCGCAGGUGGACUGCGAGGAUCAGUACUCGGCAGCCGUCCUGGAGGAUGGCCGGCUCUUCACUUGGGGCUGCAAUGCUCACGGAAGGCUGGGCCAGGGCAUCACCACGGAGAGCACCAGCAGCCCGGGGCUCGUGGGCGCCGGCGUCGCCGCGGUGUCGCUGGGCUCGCUCUACGCUGGAGCCGUGGGCACCCAGGGGGAGCUGCUGAUGUGGGGCUACGGCGGCCACGGGAACUUGGGCCUGGGCGACCGGAAGUCCAAAGCCGCCCCCGCGCGCGUGGACCUCGAGCCCGUGCUGCAAGUGGCAUGCACGCGUGGGCAGGAGGGCUGCAAGGGCGGCCUCAACCCCACAGAAGGGGGAGCCGAAGGUCCCCACACCGUGGUGGUUGCUGCUUCCGGUGCCCUGUACACCAUGGGCACAUGCCACAAGGGUUUGCUCAUGAACCUGGGAGCGAAAGAUGGAGCCUUCGGCAGGCCCUGGGACGAGCUUCGGCCCUACAAAGUGGGCGGCGCCCUGCGCAACCCGCCGGACGCCCCGCUGUCCCCGCUGGGCCUGGCCCCGCCCUACGACCUGGGCAUCGGACCGGUGCACUCGGCGGUGUCAGCACACAUCCACAGCGCAGUGCUGUGCCGAGAUGGGAAAGCCUGGGCCUGGGGCUGCGGCAGUAACGAUGGGCGCUGCGGCGUGGAGAGGUUUCUGAAUAAGAAGGGCGAGGGGAAGCCGCCGGAGGUGGACAUGAUGAAGUGUUACAUGAUGGGCCCCCACCGGAUAGGCCUGGCGCGGCCCUUGUACUGGAAGCACCCUAGCCUUCAAGGCCAACAGGUGCUGCAACUGGCCACCGGCCGCAACCACAUGGCGGCCAUCGCCGUCCCGGCGUGA